Molecule: messenger RNA, 6609 nt
Organism: Phymastichus coffea
Lineage: Eukaryota; Metazoa; Arthropoda; Insecta; Hymenoptera; Eulophidae
Gene: Pur-alpha
Product: transcriptional activator protein Pur-beta
Exons: 7
Coding region: 500-1423 (307 amino acids)
Biological process (GO): regulation of transcription by RNA polymerase II
Cellular component (GO): nucleus
Molecular function (GO): purine-rich negative regulatory element binding; DNA-binding transcription factor activity, RNA polymerase II-specific; RNA polymerase II transcription regulatory region sequence-specific DNA binding
Source: RefSeq, a predicted model, not a curated record
CAGUAGAGCAGCAGCAGCAGCACGGCAGCAGAGCGAAGUCAGAGCGAGCGAGCGAGCGAGCGAGCAGAACGUAGAGCAGCAGCCUGGCUCGGUGUGUCGGUGUGGUGUAAGAGUGAGAGAGAACGAGAGAGCGCGCGCGAGAGAGUGCUGGAGUGGCCCACUUCAGACGGGGAUGGCAUCGGCUCUGUAGUUUCGGUCGUGCGGACUGCGUUGCUGGCUGCAGCGGAAGGUGACGGAGUGGUGCGUGCGAGGACGAGGAGAGUUGUGUACCAGACGGAGCAGCGAGUCCAAGCGGAGCCAGGAGGCCGCGGGAGGCGUAUGCAUCGAGGAGGAGAGUGAGCGAAAAGGAGCGCGCGCGCGAGAGAGACAGAGAACGAGAGUGAGAUAGAGGAGGAAGAAGGAAGGAAGAAGGAAGGAAGAAGGAAGGAUCGCCGAGGAAAACGGAACAGCGCAGCAGCGGCAACAGCAGCAGCGUUAGUGUUGAGUGCAAGCAGUAACCAUGUCCGACCGUGAAAGUCUCGACGAGCAGCCCCAGAAGUAUGGCAACUCCGGAGGCAUGGACGCCGCCGGCGCAGACUUCGACUCUGGCCAACAAGGCCAACAGGGAGAACAAGAACUGGCCACCAAGAUGCUGCAGAUCCAGAGCAAACGAUUCUACCUGGAUGUGAAACAAAACAAGCGCGGCAGGUUUAUCAAAGUCGCUGAGAUCGGAGCCGAUGGCAGAAGAAGCCAAAUCUUCCUGGCACUCAGUACCGCGUCAGAGUUCCGGGACUACCUCUCGACAUUUAGUGAUUACUACGCAUCUUUAGGACCGCCAAACCCGGAGAACGUACCUGACGACGGCAAGCUCAAGUCGGAAAUGAUGGUCAAAGACAAUAGGCGAUACUACCUGGACCUGAAGGAGAACUCACGCGGACGUUUCCUGCGGGUGAGUCACCCUGUGUCGCAAACGAUAACACGUGGCGGCCCAAGGACGCAGAUUGCAAUACCCGCCCAAGGAAUGAUCGAGUUCCGUGACGCUCUCACAGACCUGCUGGAGGAGUUCGGCACCGACGACGGUGGAUUCAAGGGAGAUCUACCCGAUGGCCGUUACAUGCGCGUUGACAAUAAGAAUUUCUACUUCGACAUCGGCCAGAACAACCGCGGCAUCUACAUGAGAAUCUCCGAGGUAAAAACCAACUUCAGGACGGCUAUAACAGUGCCAGAGAAAUCCUGGGCAAAGUUCCGUGACGUGUUCGCCGACUACUGCGAGAAGAUGAAGGAGGGUGGAAGCAGCGUUGCAGGCGGUACUUCAGGUGGCUCAUCGAGCGAUGGCCAGAAAUCGCAACAACAGCAAGCCCAAGGGGCGGCGCAGGUAUCGUCGCCGUCACAGCAGCAGCAGCCUAAUCCCAAUCCGAACCUAGACUCGCCUCUAAUCAAGUGAAAAAGGCUUUAACUUAACUCGGACUCUGGAUAACUUUUUCAACAAACAAAAAAGAAAAAACAAACAACACACACUCUAUAGAACUUCAGCUCGUUCAUCUGACAACAAAAAAUAAUAAUCAGCAACAUCAAACAACUAGAACAAAAAUCGUUAUGCGUAACUAAGCAAAAGAAAAACAAUAAUGCGCAUUAGAGAAUCUUACACACUGAAAAAAUGAAAAUAAUUGAUCUUCAAACCAAGCAAAUGAAAAAGGAAAAAAAACAAAAAAAUAAUGAAACUCCGCACCACGUCGUCGUCGUGGUCGCCGUGAUCAUUCUGCAAAGCAGAAGCGCUAAGUGUGUGCGACGAAACGAUAUCUAAUUUCCUGCUGCCCCUUGUGUAAAACCGGUCGUGCCCGGGCACCUUUGAAAGGACUCGCGCGACCCCGUGAUUUUCUCGUUCUUAGGACGGUCGAUUAUGAAACAAAUAAUUAAAAAAAAAGAUAAAGUAAAAUAAAAACACAGUCUUGAGAAGAUGCAAACGCGCGCGUGCGCACACACGUAUGUACUUCUCUAGACUUCCUUCCGUGUGUGAAUAGGCGCGCGUCGAACUACAUAUAUGUGUGUGUAUAUAUUAUUGAAACGACGACGAGGCUAGUUGGAAGAGAAAAUUCUUCGUUUUCUUUUGAAUCACUGAUCUUUCGAGGUUACGCGUGCUUGAGAACAAACAGAAAAAAUUAAAAAAUACAAAACAUCGUGCAUAAAAAUUCCAAGUCCUAGAUGGAUUUAAGAGUUGCCAUCGAGUAACUAACGUUGUGAGAGAUGCCCUACUGUUCAUUUCCUCAGUAUAUAUACAGAAAGAAGCAUGCGUGCUCAUAUUCAAUUAGUCCUCGUUUAGAUUCCACUCCUUCAAUGAAAAUUCUUUCUUCUAUAUAUAUUUCUUUCUCUCGUUACGUUUUUUUUUAGCCGAGCACUUUUUUAAUUGUCACUUCCAUUUUCGCGCCUUUUCUCACCGGUCUGCUGCUUGUUUUCGCUCUCGUCAGAUGCAUUUUCUUUGUUCGUCAUUUCUUUUCUUGUCCCAGUCCCCUUUUCGAGAGAGAUUUUGAGAGAUCCUCGUGAUGGGAAAUGGACCGUAGUGAAAGUUACGUUUAUCAAUUGAAUUUGAUCGUUUAGAUUUUAUGGAAUAAAUAGUUGUUAUUGAUAAUGACGAUCGCAUCGCCCUGGAACAGAGCCGAGCAUCGACCCUUUCAGCUUCGCUCUUUGCUCCUUUGAUCCUGAUAGAAUUUUCAACGAGAUUGAGAUAAGACGCAAACAAAAAUGCAACAUGUAAUCGUACAUGGUAUAAAUUGAACCAUUUAAAUAAUUGUUUUAUUGUAAGAAAGAUGAUGGUAAUUAAAUUAUAUUGUAAAAUGACGAGCCUUUAAGGCUUUUUACGAUUUAACGAAACAAGAAAUGCGUUCGGACGUGUCCUUGGUUUAGAUAUUGUAUAUUCCGUGAGAGACGGGUGGCUGCUGACGAAAAGGGUGGCUCUCGUCCCUUUCCUAAGCGACUGUUGAUCGGUCCUGUGUGACACACCGUAUAUUCGUUAGCAAAACUUGAUGAAUUACGUGAAGAAUAAAAAAAAAGAUAAUGAAACAAAUGAAAUAAUGACGUCUCUAUUAAUUAAUAAUAAUGAAAUAAUAUAUAAGAAAUAGGGAGAAAGAUGAAGAGAAGCUAGACCCAUUAAAAUCUAUAUGAUAUUUACAUUAUAUAACGUUAAUUAUGUUGCGCCCCGUUUAAUAAAAUGAUGAUGAUAAAAAAUGAUGAUAACACUGCAGGCAGAGAAAGUCACACGUGCACACGUGCAUACACUGUGUAUAUGCAGCGACGUUUUACAUAUAUAGUCUAUGUACACCGUGUGUAAGUACAUCGACACGAUUGAUGAAAUUAACGACUUGUAAGGACGAAGCACCCACUCUACUUGAUACACACAUGGACACACUACAGACAGACAUACACCUGCACACACACAUACGGAAGUUGCGUACCUAAUUUACGUUACGUUGCGAGGUCGGUUCACACUCGACUUCUUGCAUAUUAGGUAUGUAUUAUACGAAGGCAUAUUAGGUAUUUAUAUAGAAUCUAUGUAACUGUAUAAUUAUAACGAAAUGCCAAUGUCUGGCGGGACCCAGAAGAAUUGGCAUUCCAAAAUUUCAUCGACGUGUAGCGCUUACGUGUAAAACUCCUUUUUGUAUGGGUGAGCGAGCGACUUUGAGAAAGACAAACAAAUUAUUUUACUAUAGUUUUAUCCUCUUUUGCGAGACACGAUCGGUCGAGUAACAAAGCCAACAAAUGGGUAUUGUUUCGGAUUUUCUAUCUUUUCACGCUUGUAACGGAGCAGUUGAGCAUCGAGUAAGGCGCUUCUUCUGGGUCCCUCAUUUCGGAUGCAGGAAGAUAGAUGACAGGAAUCACUAAAGACGAAUGCUUUCGAAGAAUCAUAAAGUAAAUAAAUAGAGAGAGGUGGACGGAAAAGCGCAUGAUGAAGUACGACGAAUAAAUAAGAAAAAUAAAUGCAGAGUAACAUAAAUGCAGAAAAGUGUAUUAAGAGAGCUGGUUGUUAGAAAUAGUUUGGUGUUUCGUUUGCUGUUUUAACGACGGUUGAUCAUCGGCCGUUGCCGAUUUGACGUCUAGAAGUGAGAUAAACAAAAAAUCUAAUAAUAAUAACAAAAAAUGAUAACCGAGUGAACAAAGAAUGUGUUUCACGAUUUAGUCGACCUAUGCUUGUGAUUGACAAUGGGAUAAUCAUUGCUGUUAUAUUGCAGUCACUGCUAAAGAAAUGAUUACAAUUACGAGUCGGGCGAUAAUCUCGCGCAGUUGCGAUUGAAAUUUUCGCGACCUUUAUAAGAAGACAAUUAUAUCGCCAAAACAAAUGAUAAAAAUAUACGAAUGAUUUUUUCAAUAAAAACCACACGAUGAAAAAAAAAAGAAAAACCAAAACAAUGUUAUAAAAGUCUUUCCCUUUACAUCACUACACAGACACAUCGCUUCUCGCGAAAUUUCCAUCGUUCUUGUACGAGACUCGACUCGAUCCUGCGAUUAUUUAGGUUAUAUUGUCAUUAAUUAUUAAUAACAUUUUUAAUUAUUAUUGCGAUUUAUUACUAUUACUAUUACUAUUAUGAUUAUUGCUAUUUUAUUAGUCUCGUUAUUAUUAUCAAUAGAUUACCAGCUGUGACCUACUCGAUAUAGAGGAAGAAAUCGCCACGAGGCUUUGAAAGCCGACAUUUGACCCUAUAUAUAUAUAUAUAUCAUAUGGAUAUACAUAUAUAUAUCCAUCAUUCUUUCCGAUAUAUUCCUAAACUUGAUUGUUUAUCUCUUUUUCUGAAUGAUACGAGUAAAAUAUUUUUCACUUAUUAAUACAAAAUUUUACCGUUCUUUUUUUACAUGAGACUAUGAUAUAUAAACAUAGUAUAUUAUUAUAAAUGAGAAGAUAAAAGAAAAACUAAUGCUGGUCACAUUAAUUACUUUCAUCCCUCUUACUCAAAACGACAAAAGCAUGAAAUGGCUCAUCGUUCAAGCGCAAAGUUCAACUUUUUGCGCGAGAAUAUUUGAAGUCUUGUUGAAUGGAUGUGUGUCACGGUGUUGGGCGAUUCAGCAGGUUUUUGAAUAUACAAUCCUUAAGUGUAAUUCACUUUCGAAGAAUAUCGAUAUCAGCAUAAUAUUAUUGUUACACGAUUAUCGAGUCAUUUUUAUCGAUAUAAAAGAAAAGAAACUGAGCAUGAGAAAAGACAAAAUAUAUAAGUAACGAUUCAAACAAACAUACACACAAAAAUGUAACGUCGUAAUGGAAAUACAAAAAAAGUAUAUUAUAUAUAAAUAUAUAAUUCACGUCUUUCGAACUUCUUCGGAUAGACACUUCGCCAUAGCUCGUAAUAUUUUAAAUUAUCAAACAGAUGCGAGAAAGAUAAUUAAAUUUAAUCGCGUGGGCGAGAGAGCACUGAGAGGUGCUGUUUCUGCAAUUUUUUGCCAUCAAAUACGUAAAUGUAUAAGAGCGAACAAGCCUCGCAUUUGUAAUUCGAAAUAAUUCUUCCGCUCGUGAAAAAAAAGGGAAACUCUCACGUUAACUCCACAUCGAUUUGAAUUAUUAAAAUAUAUAGGCGAUACUAAAAAAUAUACAAAAGGCGUAAAUGUUGAGUGUUUUUUUAAAUUCGUUCGAAUGAUUUACGUGAGCAACAGUCCGCGGAGCAACGAGAAACUAGACCUGACAUGUGAUCUUUCGCCCAUCUCUAUAAAAAAAAACGUAGAUAGAAAUAAAACAAAACAGAAAGCAUGCAGAAUGCCAUUUAUAUAUGAGAUGAUAAGGAAAAUACACUUAAAAAAACAAAAAGUCGUAUAAAUAUAUAAAUAAAGUAAAUAUAUAUAUAUAUAUAUGCACACGCAUAUAUGUGUAUGCGUGCAAAAAAAGUAUGUGUGUGUGCGUGUGUGUGUGUGUGUGUGUGUGUCCUGUAUGUACGUGUGAAUAUUUAAUGAAACAUUCGUUGCGGGAAUUGUAAAGUCGCUGGAUUCGGAUCGAAUGGGUGCAUUGAACACGAACAAUGAUUAUAUUAAUUAUAUUGUCCAGUCGUUUAAAACAGAGGAAAAAAUUGGUUUAAUUAAGCAAUUGAUGCUCGCUCCAUUGAGUAGAUCACAAAAAUAAAAAAAUAAAUAAAUAACAAACAAAACAAACAAAAGGAAACACGAAAAGCAAAGUAGUAUGUCUCACGUUCGGAUUAACAAACACAAAAAAAGUUAUUUCCUUGAUGUUAAAUGUAACAAGUUUGACAUGGUAUCAGAGCAUUUGAUUUUAUAAACAUUUCUAUACUGUCUCCAUACUUUUACUCGCCGCUUGGUUCUCAUGUUCUCUCGGUAUUUCCUUUCCGCAGAUUCAGUUAGUUUUUUUUCCAUUUGUCUCUUGUAUCUUCGUGAUUUCGCCAUUCGUGACGCAUAGAAUUACAUUAUUUCCGCAGCCGUGUUACAGAUCUGUCAAAGUGAUUACUUGGUAAUUUUCGUGUUUCUUUGCAAGAGGAAGAGAGUAAAAAAAAGCCGUUCACAUUGCUGAGUAUAUCAAACCUUAUUGUUUCCAUUAAGGUUCCUUUAGUCAUAAAUGCAGUAGGAAAAGUGUAAAAUUUUUAAGGACUAUUUUAAUUUUAGAAUAAUUUAAAUAAAGAUUAAAUUUAUCAAUUUUUAAAACUU